This is a messenger RNA of Glarea lozoyensis ATCC 20868, 426 nucleotides long. RefSeq names its product PCD-like protein. The transcript is spliced from 2 exons. The record is from RefSeq and is a predicted model, not a curated record. Gene Ontology annotation, molecular function: 4-alpha-hydroxytetrahydrobiopterin dehydratase activity. Gene Ontology annotation, biological process: tetrahydrobiopterin biosynthetic process. NCBI's taxonomy places the organism in Eukaryota, Fungi, Ascomycota, Leotiomycetes, Helotiales, Helotiaceae. Bases 1 to 426 code for a protein of 141 amino acids.
AUGACCACCCAGCCCAUCUUCGCAUCAAACUACCCACCCACAGAAGCCACCGCAGCCCUCGCCCCCCUCCUAAAACCCACGGGGAAAUGGUCACUCACACCCAACGGCCAGGGCAUCGAACGACCCUUUAAAUUCAAAGGGUUCAAGAAAUGCUGGGAAUUCAUGAACACUGUAGCACCAGAAUGCACAAAGCAAAAACACCAUCCGGAAUGGUCAAAUGUGUAUAAUACAGCGUACAUACGCUGGACGACGCAUUCUCCGCCGGGGAUAUCUGGGAAGGAUGUGGUGAUGGCGAGGUUUUGUGAUGAGGUUGCGAGGGAGAUGGGGGAGGUUGAGAGUGUGGAUGUGCAGGAUGUGGAGAGAGAAUUGGUUGAGAGGGUUGGGGUUGAGGGGGGUGACUGUUGUGUUCCCAAGAAGAAGAGCUGA